UCAAGUACUGCGCCUCUGUUGGUUGCCGGGGAAGGAGAUCAGGGAGUCGUAGUGUUGUAGUGAGAGGAUCUAACGUCCUUACGUAGUAUGUAGUAUAGGAGGAAAAUACCCUCCAGUAGUAAGUAGAAGUAGUAGUGGUGGUAGAGGAGGUGUGUGGCAGCUCCUUUGUUCCCCCAUAGUGCGUGGGAGGUGAGCCACGUGAGUUGAGGCCUAGUAAGGGUGGCGGGGCAGUCUUCCCCCACUCCUGUGUCGAGUUAGUUCUGACCUGAGAAUGAUGGAGGCAACUAUCAGUAUGAAAGUUCUGAGAUUGAACGGCUCCACUUUGUAAAAUUUGAGACCAAAUAUAUUGAACACUGGCUGGACUUCAUUCGCAACCACCUAAUGUGCAGUAAAGAAUCCAUGCUUGGAAAAACCAUUAAAGCUACAGGUGGAGGUGCUUACAAGUUUGCUGAAUUGCUUCAACAAAAGCUUGGACUCAUGUGCCUCCAGAAAAUUCGGGCAGAACAAGCAAAGGGGUGGAUCAUGGUUCCUUUUUGGACAUCACAGCCUUGGAUGGGCAUGCUUCUUGGCAUGCUAAUCGAUCACCCCAGGCUGAUAAGAAAAUCAAAGGACAUCCUGAUACACCCCUCCUCAGCAGAGAGUCAUCCUCUUAUGGGUCACACUCAGUUGAUGGCUUGUCUUCUGUCCGGGAAUCCCUUCGAGCACGAGGCAUUCAUUAAGAGGGUGCGAGGAUCAUCAUGGCAUCUUGGAAGCCAGGCACAGAGAAGCAGUACCGGACACAUCUCAAGAGGUGGUCACAGUUUUGUGGUGCAGGGGAUAUCAAUUCCCUUAAUCCCACUGUGCCAGACAUUAUCAACUUCUUGAUGCUUUACUUUACCAAGGGUUUGGGUUACAAUUCCAUUAACACAGCGAGAGGGGCCUUGUCCUCGUUGGGCAUUUUGAUGGAUGGAUUUCCAGUGGAUCGCCACCCACUUAUCAUUAGAUUUUUUAAGGGGAUUUUCAAUCUUUGGCCACCAGCACCAUGGUAUAACAAGACGUGGGAUGUCUCGCUGGUGCUUAAAAAAUUAAGGUCCUGGUAUCCCCUACACUCACUCUCACUAAAGGAACUUACCUUUAAGCUAGUUAUGCUGAUGGCACUGACUCAGGCUGCUAGGAUUCAGACCCUUCACUUACUUAUGUUCUGUGGCAUUGACACGGCAGAAUCUUCCAUUACAGUCCAGUUGGGGUAUAACAUUAAGCAAUGUAGGCCUAAUUUCAACAUUCAACGUAUUACUUUCACACCUUACAUGAAGGAUGCUAGCCUUUGUGUGUGCGAGAUCCUGCGGGCUUACAUUCAUAGAACAGCAAAAUUCAGACACAAUCUCUCACAGGGGGACAAUAAGUUAAUCCUAAGUUUUGUGAAACCACAUAAAUCUGUCUCUAAGGACACCAUCGCUAGGUGGAUUAAGAUGAUGUUGGGCAUGGCUGGUAUUGAUACCAAUAUUUUCACUGCAGGCAGUGUCCAACUGGCAGCGGCUUCAAAAGUAAAGGCUUUGGCAGUACCUGUCAACGUGAUCAUGGAGAGGGCUGGUUGGACUCAGGAGGCCACUUUUGCUAGAUUCUAUGAUAAACAAAUUGUUCCAGGUUCAGACCCUUUUCAGGAUGCUAUUUUGCACUUUGACCAGUAAGGUUUUCUGUGGAUUUUUUGGGGGGACUUAGGUGUGUACUUAUGUAUUCAAGAUGUAUUUAUAUUUUCUUUUAUUGUCAUGGCUUGAUCUCUUUGUUGGGGGGUGACACCUCAACCCUUGGAAGGUUAUGGUGGCACAUGGGUAUUUCGCAGAGGCUAUUUGGUUUGUCAAUUCCUAUGUCAUUUCCAGGUUGUUUACGCACAUUAAACUUUUGGCUACAGGCAAUCAGGAAAUAGUUUGCUUUUCCAAGAUUGAAAUCAUGACCAAACUUCAGGUGUGACACCCACAUGGCUUUAAAACCUCAUGUGAGUGCUCCCCACAGCAGAGGUGAUUUUAUGAUGUAAAAUUUAUAAGUAUGCGAGACUUACUGUAGGUCAGUUGAAGUAUGCAGGUAAUUUUACGAAUAUCAUCUCUGCUGCUUUGGGGAGCAUUCACAUGCCCUCCUCUCCCCCCCUUUUUUCCAUUUUUGUAUUGUGUUACACAUUUGUGGUUAU
Portunus trituberculatus (swimming crab) is the source of this 2161-nucleotide messenger RNA. RefSeq lists its product as uncharacterized. The record is from RefSeq and is a predicted model, not a curated record. NCBI's taxonomy places the organism in Eukaryota, Metazoa, Arthropoda, Malacostraca, Decapoda, Portunidae. The transcript has 3 exons. The coding region runs from base 382 to 864 and encodes 160 amino acids.